Knipowitschia caucasica is the source of this 525-nucleotide messenger RNA. Lineage: Eukaryota; Metazoa; Chordata; Actinopteri; Gobiiformes; Gobiidae. The record is from the annotation of a GenBank genome assembly.
AUGCCGCGGGUUGUCCCGGACCAGAGGAGCAAGUUUGAGAACGAGGAGUUUUUCCGCAAGUUGAGCCGAGAGUGCGAGAUCAAAUACACCGGCUUCAGAGAUCGGCCCCAUGAAGAGAGGCAAGCCCGCUUCCAGAACGCAUGCAGAGACGGACGUUCAGAAAUUGCCUUCGUCGCGACCGGUACCAACCUUUCCCUGCAGUUUUUUCCGGCCAAUUUGCUCGGAGACCAGAGGCAGGUUCCAACCAGAGAGUAUGUGGACUUCGAGCGCGAGACGGGGAAGGUGUAUUUAAAAGCUCCUAUGAUUUUGAACGGCGUGUGCGUGAUCUGGAGAGGCUGGAUCGACUUGCAGCGGCUCGACGGUAUGGGCUACUUAGAGUACGACGAGGAGAGGGCGCAGCAUGAAGACGCUUUGGCUCAGGCAGCGUUCGAAGAAGCACGACGCAGGACCCGAGACUUUGAAGACAGAGACCGAUCGCACAGGGAGGAUUUGGAGGACCCUGUGGUUUCUAAAAUCUGGGACUGA